ACGAAGGGCAGGGGUGGGCCAUUCUUCUUUUGACCAAGCUCCGCUGCUAUUAGCGUACUCUAAUACUCUUAUAUUGCUGGACCGAGGCUCUCUGAACCAUAAACGCGCGUGCAUAUCCGGACACGCUGAUAUCCGUUCAAACAAACGACAAUCCCCGCAUCGCGCAACCCGCAAUCAGAGCACAUCUUAAAGCGCGUUUGAUGCGCGUUCGCGCAACAUGGUGAGCUUCGAGGAUGACGAUGAAAAUGGCUCCGAUGCUGGCUCUGAGAACGACGUCGACGAGACGAUGGAGGACAUAGACGAUGCCGAUGCUGAUGCGGAUGCCGACGCGGAUGCAGAUGCGGAUGCGGAUGCGGAUGCGGAUGCCGACGCCGAUGCCGACGAUGCGGAGGAAGAGGGGGAUUUGGAUGCCGAAGGAGACAAUGAUGAUGAUGAGGGAGAAAACGAAGAGGACGACGAGGAGCAGGAUGAUACACCAGACUCUCCUUCACGCGCCCAGUCAUCCGGGAGGCCGCCAACUUCGUCUACACUGCAGAAUGGUACAGCUGCCACUCAAGCUCUCUCAGAUGCAUCGCGCGCACAUCCAACUAUUCGUCUGGCUUCAGCCUCUCCUCACCGGUCAACUACCCCUUCAGGAGGUUCUCUUCCCCUCCGCCCCCAGGUAAGGCCCGAGGCCCUUACGGCUCCCGUGUACGACAUCGUGCCCACGAUUGCGGCGCCUCACAGUACUUCUAUCAAUGCGAUCACUGCUACGCCAGACAUGAAAUGGGUCUUCAGCGGAGGCGCAGACGGAUACAUCAGAAAGUUCAAUUGGGUGGACACUGCAAACGGAAAGCUCAUGCUCACUGUUGCGCAAAGGCAUCCGUUCGUGGACAGUGUUACAAAAGCUGGCGUUCUGCUCAGCUACUGGGAGAAUGAAGAGAGUUCAGACAGGACUCCUCCUUCUACAAACGAUGAUACCCUAGCUCUGUCCCCCGUCUACUCACUGGCCGUGCAUCACCAAGGCCUUUGGUUGUUAUCUGGGACAGAGUCUGGAUCCAUAAAUCUCCAGUCUGUUCGCCACCAAGAAGGGCACCGGAUCACUUCUCUUCGCAAACAUACUUCCGCAGUAUCGGUAUUAAGCCUGGCACAGGACGAGAAAUCCGUUUUAUCUGGUAGCUGGGACAAGACGAUCAAUGACUGGGACCUAAAUAACGGUCAAGUAAGGCGCCGCUUCGAGACUGCUGCGGGGCAGAUCUCUGCCAUCGAGCCCCGUCCUCUGUCUUCGCUUCCAGUGCCUGAGGAGUCAGGGAUUCCGCAGUCUUCAAAUGGGACCUUCAGCUCAAAUAAUGAUGCAAGACCUCUUCCGAACGGCAUCCUACCAAACGGUGUACCCCCCGCGGGACAGGAUGAAGAUGCGCCCGGUGCCGAGAACGACUCACUGUUUGGGGACAAUGAUCACGACUCGUUGUUCGGAGGCAAUGGUGACGCAGCAGCCACUGCUCCGUCAGGCGGUGAUUUUGGUGACGACGAGGACGAUGAAUUCUCAAGGGCAAUUGCAAACGAGAUGAACAGGCAGGCUGAAGAGCAAGAUGCAGAAGGAGAUAUUGACAUGACGGACUCGGGCGGCCCAGUCCAGCCACUCGAGCAAGCGGGAGACAACGACGUCGGUAUGCAGCCGGCGAGCAAUGGCGCCUACUCAGGAUCCGGCACACUCGAUGGAAAUGUUGAGCCUCAGCCCGCCGCCCUCACUAACGGGUUGCCACAUUCAGAAGAAGGCUCAUCAUCAGGAGCUGCUUCUAAAGAACCCCCUUCAAAAGAUGAUGCCCCACCUUCUUCGGAUACCACUUUCUUGGACGCCUGCCAUGAUGGUACACUGCGUGUCUGGGACCGCAGACAACAAAACCCCAUAGCACGCAUUGUCCCUCCGCGAGGAAUUCCGCCAUGGUGUAUGAAUGCAUGUUGGUCACCAGACGGAAAUUUCAUCUAUGCUGGACGGCGAAACGGUACAGUCGACGAGUAUAGUUUGCACAAGGGCCUCCGCGAGCCUUCACGAACUUUCAAAUUUCCUUCUGUCAGCGGUGCAGUGAGCGCAGUUCGAGCCAUGCCUAACGGCAAACACCUUGUCUGUGCUUCCUAUGAUAUCCUGCGGCUUUACGACCUCAAGGAACAAGAAGGCCCAAGGCACUCGGCUGUCCCUUAUCUUAUUGUUCCCGGUCAUAGAACAGGCGUGAUUUCGCAGCUGUACAUCGAUCCGACAUGCACGUUCAUGAUAUCAACCGGAGGCAACCGUGGCUGGGAGGGUGGCUCAACAGAGGUGUUACUCGGGUACGAAAUCGGUAUCACUAAAUAAGUGCGAUGUUCUGUUAUUUGGUAGACAGGCGCAUGUCGGUUCGCUGGCUUGCUACGUUGGCUGUUGCGCCGGCAUUGGACGAUACGAGGGACGCGGCAUAUACCCAGGCGUUGUUCACGGGAGGCGUUGAAUCUAAAAAUUGGGGUGUAUGCAGACAUUUUGUGGCACAUGUUGUAGGUAUAUCUACCUACCUAGUUGCUUUUACAGUAAAAUCCUAUUCUCCAUCGGAU
This is a messenger RNA of Aplosporella prunicola CBS 121167, 2562 nucleotides long. RefSeq lists its product as uncharacterized. The record is from RefSeq and is a predicted model, not a curated record. NCBI's taxonomy places the organism in Eukaryota, Fungi, Ascomycota, Dothideomycetes, Botryosphaeriales, Aplosporellaceae. The transcript is spliced from 4 exons. Gene Ontology annotation, molecular function: protein binding. Bases 218 to 2332 code for a protein of 704 amino acids.